Molecule: messenger RNA, 1884 nt
Organism: Aspergillus pseudotamarii
Lineage: Eukaryota; Fungi; Ascomycota; Eurotiomycetes; Eurotiales; Aspergillaceae
Product: ribokinase family protein
Exons: 5
Coding region: 66-1262 (398 amino acids)
Source: RefSeq, a predicted model, not a curated record
CUUCUACUACGGAUACUGAACCCCCACCAACUUGGACAUUUGUUACGCAUUACUACCUAGCAAUAAUGACAGGACAACGCGAAGAUACAUCGUUUGACAAUGAUGUGGACUUUUGCACACUAGGCAUGUUCAUCCUCGAUGAUAUUGACUUCGGGGGCACUAGACCUAAUGUCAAGAACAUCCUCGGGGGUGCAGCAUCUUUCGCGGUUGUCGGUGCUCGUCUAGUCGCUGGAAAGGAACACUCCCACUCUGUUAGUUGGAUUGUUGAUGUUGGCUCCGACUUUCCCUCGGAGGUUCUAGAUAUCAUCAAUACCUGGGGCACAGCAUGCGUAAUGAGAGAAGACAAUGGCCGAUUAACCACCAGGGCUUGGAAUGGCUACGGUCCCAAUGAGAAACGGGACUUCAAAUAUUUGACCCCUAAAUUACGGUUGGAACCUUGGAUGUUGUCCGAUUCCCAGGUAUUCUCGAAGACCUUUCAUAUGGUCUGCUCAGCAGGACGUUGCGUGUCUAUUGUACAGAAUAUACUGCAGCGGCGAGAAGAACUACUGCGAGAAGGCAAAGCACCUUCCAGCAGCCACGCUUCAGAGAGGCCUUUCUUUGUCUGGGAGCCUGUGCCUGAUCUCUGCACACCUGAAGAGCAAGAUAAGUUCUUUGUUGCAAACCGGGUAGUAGAUGUGGUAAGCCCUAAUGAACUAGAGCUGGGAAUGAUGUUUGGACAACCGGGGUGGAAUGAAGAGAGCGAAUUCGGGAAAAACAUUGUCAAACGCAUCCUUGAUUCAGGCAUUGGCCCGAACGGGAAUGGGCACUUGGUUAUUAGGGCAGGGAAAGAUGGAAGCUAUGCAUUCUCAAGAGGCCAGAGGAUCUGGUUGCCCGCUUACCAUCAACCCGAUACUUCAGCAAAUACGCCAGUAGUUGAUCCGACUGGCGCAGGUAAUUCUUUCUUGGGGGCACUGACUCAAGGAAUGGUGACUGCUGGUAGGACCCCAGCCAAAAUCGUUGGCUCGUUGCUUGCAAGGUCUGCUGUCUGGGAAAGGGCAGUGGAAGCAUUGGGCAAGCAGAGUUAUAUACUGUCCUCUCUGGUAUUUGCUACUGUUGCUGCAGGUUUCGUGGUGGAGCAGAUUGGAGUGCCCCAUCUGUCUACGUCUACCGAUGAAAGAGAACUUUGGAACGGAACUGAAUUCACGGAACGGGUCCGUCUGUACACGCAGCGAUUGUAUCGAACACUCGAAGAGUCUCCCCAGAAGCACUUGCAGAUCAAUUGACCGAUUGAAGAACGCCCUUCUAUUGUCGUACAGCCCACAAUAAUAUGAAACAAAUACCUAUCAUGCCAUAUAAACCUUCCGAAGGGUUUCAUUGUAGCCCAUGCUCCCCCUUUAUGAAUCCUGCUUCGCAGUUUGCUGUCUCUCAUGUUCGAUAAUCUGCUUGCUCCAGUAGCGACUGGGGAAGAAUCUGCCGGGUUCUGGCAUUCUGUCACGGCGUUCCCGGUCGGCACUAACGCUCCAUGUCACGGCAGCAAUACCAAUAACAACCGCUCCCAUGAUAGCAGUGUUGGCCCUCCAGUUCGCGGGCUGAGCGUACCAGCCUCCAGCGGGAGACCAGACUUCCUUGGGAUACGGGAUCUUGCCGCCUCCACCCAUUGUGGCUGGAAUAUAAUUGAACAAUGGUAGGGAAAGAACGUGGGCGAUAGCUUGCUAGGAAAGCGUUGUUCUGGCGGGUUGAAGCCGAAAUGGCCGUCGACGUCCCUCGUCCCAGAACCCGUGACGCUAGCCCCGUAUGCGGUUUAGCGCCACACUGGGCUUUCUCACACGACUCGCCGGUCCCGUGACUUCCGCCGAAGCUCGACUUUUCUCCAGCGGUCAAAAGUUCAUACAAUAUCGACGUGGA